GGGACUGCAAAAGUCUGUCGCAAUCAUCAUGAGUGGCUCAACUGAUGCAUAAUUGGAGAUGGAAAUAAAGGGGUCGAUGCAUCCUCUGUCGGUUCCUGUCCUUGGGAGCAGUGCGCGUCGAACAGAUCUACCAUGUCAUUCUUGAACAACACCAUUGGAAUGGGGGAUGCACUCCCCCCGCUGCCCUCCUAUACGCUGACGCCUCGCCCCAGUCUUAUCCCGGGGCUGCCAGACGAAUUGCUGAAGACAUUCAUCGUUCCAGCCCUGUAUUGGAUCUCGUCUGGACUUUUCCAUCUCAUCGAUGCAUUGGAUCUUUUCCCACAAUACCGGCUUCACGAACCGGAGGAGCUUCAAACGAGAAACCGCGUCACGAUAUGGCAAUGCAUCAAACAGGUUGUAAUCCAGCAAGCCUCUCAGAUCGCCCUGGGGUUAUGGAUUGCGCUCAAACAGCCCUCUAUGCCGGUGGACUACAUAGGCAAGGAGGACUACGACAUUGCUUUCUGGGCCCAGAAACUGCGACUGGCACAGAGAAUGAUCCCGUCGCUUCUGGCCCUGGUCGGUAUCGAUUCGUUCAGCCUGGCAAGUAAGCUGCCCCUGGAUCACAGUCUCGCCGGCCUCCUGUCAGGAGGCAAAUAUCCCUGGCUCACGCAAACGAUGGUGAAUAAUGGUCUCUUGCAAACGGUCCCUGCAUUCACUGGGUGGGAGCUCCUCCUUGCCAAAGUGAUCUACUGGGCGAUAGUACCCACGGCGCGGAUGUUCAUUGCCGUUGCCGCAAUUGACCUUUGGCAAUAUGUUGUGCAUCGAACCUUACACAGAAACAAGUGGCUGUACUCACGUAUUCAUGCUGUCCACCACAGACUCUACGUACCCUAUGCCUUAGGAGCUCUCUACAACCAUCCCCUAGAGGGUUUCUUCCUUGAUACUGUGGGGGCGAUUCUGUCCCAGGCGCUGGUCAAACAGUCCAUCCGCGAGCGGAUAUUCUUCUAUUCCCUGACCACGGUGAAGUCUGUGGGUGACCACUCCGGCUACCUCUUCCCCUUUGAUCCCCUCCAGAUGUUCACACCAAACAAUACCAGAUACCACGAUAUCCAUCACCAGAGCUGGGGGAUCAAGCACAACUUCUCACAGCCAUACCUGGUCUUCUGGGACCGCUACAUGGGGACUGAGUGGAAGGGUGACGCUACCGCGCUCUACGAGAAGGGCGUCGAGAGGGCAAAAUCAGAGCUCCGCCAAAGACAGAAUCAGGAAAAAGAGCUAUGAGGCUCGGAUUGAUAUCAAUUUCAGUUCCUGGACCAACGACGACUGAAUGAGUGUCAAUCUAUCAGCUCAGAGCUUUCCUAACGACUGACAUGUGGCUACGAUUGCUCAUUUGCUGUUCACAAAUGAUUAAUAACCACCUGGGGAUACCAUCUCUCUCUCUCUUGUGAGCUGGUGUUAGAACCUUUUACUUAGCUACUGUAUGAUAAUUGUUAUGUUUCCUCGGGAUAUUUGAUACGCGGACCAAUGUUAAUAUACAUCUUGAUUGUGCAUAAUCAGGCCAAACCAUUCAGAUUUGUAGCAUUUCCUU
Molecule: messenger RNA, 1567 nt
Organism: Aspergillus wentii DTO 134E9
Lineage: Eukaryota; Fungi; Ascomycota; Eurotiomycetes; Eurotiales; Aspergillaceae
Product: sterol desaturase family protein
Exons: 2
Coding region: 133-1260 (375 amino acids)
Biological process (GO): lipid biosynthetic process
Molecular function (GO): oxidoreductase activity; iron ion binding
Source: RefSeq, a predicted model, not a curated record